GUAAACCUCAUCGAAGAAGAAAAAGAAGGCGGCGCUCCGUAGUUUUGAUACUCCUGGCCAACUUCCGAUUCUGGUACAACACCCAAGGAGAACGAAGACGGGCGAAACAACGCGAAGGUAGGCUAUGGCUCGCGGGCAGCAGAAGAUUCAAUCCCAGCAAAAGAACGCCAAGGCGGCGGCUGCUAAGAAGAAGGGAGCGGCAGCAGACCAGAAGACUGCAGCCAAGGCAGCACUUGUCCACACCUGUCCCGUCUGCCGGACGCAGAUGCCGGAUCCGAAGACAUUCAAACAGCACUUUGAGAGCAAGCAUCCCAAGUCCCCAAUGCCACCAGAGCUGGUUGAUGUUGAGGCUUAAAACGAUCACACACACACAAUGGACCUGCAGCUGGGAUACACGAUUUGAACACUGCGGCUGGUAUAAGGGCGUCAAGGGACAUAACUCUGAGACCCCUGGACAUGGGUGGGGGAAUAUUUGUGUGAAGACCUAAAAUGGGGGCAGAAGCUCACCAGCACCCCAUCUUAUAUGUCCAACCACCCCUGAACGUCAGACUCUAUUGAAACACCCAUCUUACUUCUAUGAGCCCACUCUACGUACAUCCCAUUUCCCUAUGCUGCUUCCUUCACUUAAUUCCUGUUUCAAUAACAUCUAGACUAAUUUACAAGUAUACAAGUUUCAUUACUUUUUUUGCUACUUUUUCUCACCUGUGUACUGCUGUCCUACGUUUGCCCCCAACUCUUUUCUAUACCUCCUCCCAUACAUUCUUGUUCAGAUGUUCUUGAUCAUUUCUGCUUUCUUUGAGAAUGGUGUCAUGGUGGAAUGCAUUUCAUAUAAGGUCAAGACCGAGCCUGGUUCUGCCUAUAUAAAGGCCCUGGUUGAAACAAGGCCAAAUCCUGUAAGUAGUUUUGGUCUGUGUAUGCAAAGAUCACUUUUGAUAAUCCAUGUUGUAACAUAAUUUUUAUUUUUUUGCCUUUUCCAUUUCCAAUAUAUAGAUAGAUAGAUGGAUAGAGAAAAGCAUUCCUCUGCCUAUUUGAUCCAUUCUGAAGGAAAGCAGUGAGUAAGUUUUGUAUGUUGUGUGAGAGGUUAUGUAUGCCUUGUAAUCCAACCAGAAAAUCGGGACUUCCGAAUGCAAGUUAAACGCAAUUCCAUCUAUACUGAUACCAGACAAAUGCGUACUUAACUGUUUUCUAAUGUAUUUCCAAUAUACUGCAAGGCUAUGUAGCUGAAUAGGGGUGACACUGUCUAGGAUAGGCUUGUCUUAGUUUCUGGAGGUCUGUGUUCACUGGCACUUACUCUCACUUCUGCAUCAAAUCAACCUCUUUCAAUAAAUAUUAUAUACUGAGCAUAAA
Molecule: messenger RNA, 1347 nt
Organism: Salmo salar (Atlantic salmon)
Lineage: Eukaryota; Metazoa; Chordata; Actinopteri; Salmoniformes; Salmonidae
Product: zinc finger protein 706
Source: RefSeq, a predicted model, not a curated record